AUGUUAUCACUUUCCUAACAUUCUUUACUAGUAUUGACGGAUGAUCGACAGAUCAAUUAUUUUUAGGACCAAAUCCUAUUUUGGUAAUACAUGAUUCCUUCUAAUGUCGAUAUAGAGAAGGCAACAAUGAGAUAUUCUCAUAUGACAUACCUUGUAUAAUUGAUAUCGAACCAAGUAUAUCGAUUUAAUCCUUAUGAUAAAAUUUAAAAGAAAUCGAAAUGUUUCUUGACUAUUACCCUUAAGAAAUAGAAUUAUGUGAUUAAUUCAUAUUUGAACUUGAUCAAGGGAGAAUUACUAUUUAUAAUAACAGGGAUCAAGUUUAUUUAAUUUAAAUUCAGAACUUUUUAAAUAUUACACAAUUUUCAAUACUAAAUAAUAAUAAAAAUGGUUAUAAUAUCUAUAUCUUUGAUAAGCAAGCAGGAUUACUAAAAUUGA
Paramecium octaurelia is the source of this 435-nucleotide messenger RNA. The record is from the annotation of a GenBank genome assembly. Lineage: Eukaryota; Ciliophora; Oligohymenophorea; Peniculida; Parameciidae.